Molecule: messenger RNA, 7353 nt
Organism: Rhopalosiphum padi (bird cherry-oat aphid)
Lineage: Eukaryota; Metazoa; Arthropoda; Insecta; Hemiptera; Aphididae
Gene: Cad99C
Product: cadherin-99C
Exons: 24
Coding region: 321-5066 (1581 amino acids)
Biological process (GO): homophilic cell-cell adhesion
Cellular component (GO): plasma membrane; catenin complex
Molecular function (GO): calcium ion binding; cadherin binding
Source: RefSeq, a predicted model, not a curated record
CCGCCGCCGAGUCAGUCUGCCGGUAACAUUCGUUUGGCUCGCACGCGUUCCAGUCGUUCGUUGUCGUAAUCGUCGUUUCGUGCGUUUGGUGCCCGCUCGGAAUUCGAAUAAUUUAUAUAAAAGUCAAACCGUUUUUUUUAUCUUUCGCUCCCUCCCUAUCGUUUACCACGGGUAAACACUAGUGCGUGUGCUGCCGCGAGUGUGUGUCGUGACGAAAAAUUCGAUCGCUGCCCGUGACGUCAUGGAUAAUACUCAAUAACUGCAAUUCCCGUAGGACACGUACAGGUGUAUACGCAACGGUGGCGAUAUCGACGAGAAGGAUGGAUCGGCGACGGUUUGUAAUAGCUGCAUGGACCCCGCUACUGUUCCUGUUCGUCUUGGACAAAGGAUACCGACAUGGCGUUUAUGCCAAACCAGGGCUUUGUGAAAUGGAAACUGGCCAAGGAAAUAUUGUGCUGGACAUCGAAGAAAGUCGUGGGUCUCAAAUAAAUCAACCCAUCAAACCGUCCGAAUUACCGAUCAUAGGAGAUCCUUACACGGAAAUAUCUUUGGAUUUACUUUUUCCAACAAGAAAUUCGACAUUUGCGUUAAUCGGAAAACAUAUCCAAUUAACUCAGCCGCUGGACAGAGAUGCGGAAAACUUGUCCCACAUCGUAUUUCAGGUUACAUGCAUAGUAAGGUCUACCAACAAAAAAAGGACUAUACCCAUAAUAGUCCGCACGACUGAUAUUAACGAUAAUGCACCAAUAUUUUUGGAUACUCCGUAUCAAGUAUCGGUUCCCGAGUUGACAACAGUCGGCACAUCUGUAGCAGCUGUGAAAACAGUAGACGCAGACACCGGCGUCAACGCUCUAGUCGAAUACUUGGUGAUUCCCGGAAACGUGCCGGAAGAAGAACUUCAAAAAGGCAGAGUCAGCGAUGGCGUCAAACACUUUAAGAUGAAAUCUUCCAAUUCUGGCGAAAUAAUACUACAAAAAGGCCUAGACUUUGAAAAAGUUCAAAAAUACUUUGUAACGAUCCAAGCAACGGACCGAGCUAAGAACCCCGAGGACAGACUUACCUCGACAACGACGCUUACGGUAAUGGUAAAAGACGAAGACGAUCAGGAUCCGUCGUUCAAUUAUCAAGGAUGUACGGUUCAGGACGGAGCUUGCAUAAAUCCAGAAUACUACACAACAGUUGCCAGUGGUGUAAAUUCUGGUGUCCUUACGAUAAGACCAGAAAAAAUACAAGCUGUUGACAUGGAUUCUUUGAAUUAUCCAAUUCAGUAUUCGUUCAUUGAUGGAACUCCGUCGUUCUACGCCGAAUAUUUCACCAUAGAUCCUCAGUUCGGUACCGUAAAACAAAUAAAGGCAGUAGAUACUAGUUUGACGAAGAGAUUUUCAAUAACUGUCAAGGCUGAAGAAGAAUCAUCCAACCACAGAUCAACUACCGCUAAACUCUACAUUGAAGUAAAACCUGUUGAUAUCAACCCCCCUGUAAUACACAGUUCUGCUGUUGACGAAGGAUAUGGAUUUGUAGAAGAAAAUUCACCUAUUGGUACAAAAGUGUUAGAUAAGAAUGGACAACCAAUAAUUUUAUCUGUAACCGAUGACGAUUUGGGACCAAAUGAUCCUAAAGUAACUUAUACAUUUGAACUCACAACUAAUUCUUUUAACGUGGAUUCCGAUGGGUAUGUUUACGUAAAUGAAGAAAAAUUAGACAGAGAUCCACCGAAUCCUGGAAAAUACCGUUUUCAAAUAGUAGCUAGAGAAGUUAAUGGACAUGCAGGUAGCAUUCCAUACUUAAUGACAGUGUUCUUGAAAGAUGUGAAUGAUAAUCCUCCACGAAUGCCAAUGUUGUCUCCGAUCACGAUCCAAGCUGGAAAUUCUAGGCGACAACUUGUCCAAAUUAAAGCAGUAGACAACGACGAAGGUCAAAAUGCUAAUGUGUCUUAUAGUAUAUAUCAUGUAUCAAACCAAGGCCAUAGUAAGUUCCAUAUUGAUCCAAUAACUGGUUGGAUUGAAACCACUGGUCGAAUGAUGGCUGGUGAUCAGUACAGUAUAACUGUCCAAGCUUCUGAUUCUGGAGGUUUAUAUACCCAAAGUAUUGUUGAAGUUGUUGUAAUAGCAGGACCAAAUACUAAAUCCCCAGUAUUUUCACAAUCUUCAUACGAAGUGACUGUUAGUGAAGGUUCACCUAUUAACACAACAGUUAUUCCAUUGAAAGCUAUUGAUCCCGAAAACGACCCCGUCACUUAUACAAUCUUAUCAGGAAAUGACUUAAGACAAUUUACAAUUGGCGAAAAAAGUGGAAUAGUUAGUGUUAUAAGAAAAUUGGAUCGCGAAGAGUUGACUCGUUAUCAAUUGUUAAUCAAAGCACAAGAUGAAGGUGGACUUUCGAGUACAACAACAUUAAACAUCAAGAUAAGUGAUAUUAAUGAUAAGAAUCCGGAAUUUAUUGGUGCCCCGUAUGAGUUCUCGGUGGACGAAGGCUUAGAUGGAGCCCCAGUUGGAAAAGUAGAAGCUGUAGACGGAGAUGAAGGAAUAAACGCAUUAGUUCAUUAUUCGUUGCCAGACGAUUUACCAUUUUUAAUAGAUGCCAAUACUGGACAUAUACGUACUGCUACAGCUUUGGACUAUGAAAAAAACAAUGAAUAUAAAUUUGUGGUCACUGCCAAAGAUGGGGCGCCAGAUCCACGUAUUGGAACUGCUUCUGUGACUGUUUCAGUCAAAGACAUUGAAGACGAAAUUCCACUAUUUCAUAAAACAUUAUACGAAGCAAAAGUACCAGAGAAUGCACCCGAUUUCUUGGUUACUCAAGUACACGCCGAUGAUCCUGAUACAGUGAAACGAGUGACUUAUGUAAUAAAACAAGGACCUUCGGAUUUAUUUACCAUCGAUCCAGCUACUGGAACGAUUAGAACGCUUAGAGGUUUAGACUAUGAGAAAGACAGUCAACAUACCCUAAUUAUCGGAACAUUGGAAAAUUCAAAUCAAACACCCGGCGCCACAACGAAAGUAAUUGUAAAUGUUGAAGAUCGCAAUGACAUCCCACCUGUAUUUCUAACCAUACCUUCACCAGUAACACUUGAUGAUGAUGUAGCCAUUGGAACUAAAGUCACAACUCUUUUAGCUACUGAUUCGGAUGGAACAUCUCCAGGAAAUAAGGUUCGGUAUGAAUUGAGUGGCCGUGGAAAGGCAUUAAAGUAUUUUCACAUCGACCCUGAUCUUGGGGUUUUAUAUGUACGCGGUGAUUUACAAAAAGAACCCGAUAAUGAAUAUCAGGUGGAUGUAAAAGCUUAUGAUUUGGGUGAACCUCAGCUUUCGUCAGUGACAUCAGUGACAAUAUUUGUUCGACGAGUCACAACUCCAAUACCAGAAUUAGGAAUGGGAUUUUCGGACGAUUCGUACACCGCUCGAGUUCUAGAAUCUGCGGUUGCUGGUACUUUAGUUAAAGUUCUAACUGUUGUACACCCAAGACCAUCACUACCACUUCCUCUCGUUUGUACAAUAGUUUCCGGAAACUCUGAAGAUGUAUUUACAAUAAACGUCACAACAGAGAAAAAUUGCGAAGUGCGUUUAAAGGAAACGAAAUUAGAUCACGAACACGCAGAGAGUUAUCAAUUGAAAAUACGUCUCGACACGCUUGCCGGAGUCGUUAACCCAACAAAAAGCACUACUAUGUUAAACGUGCAAGUGAUCGACAUAAACGACAACGUUCCUACUUUUGUGUACCCGGAAAGCAGUAAACGCUACGCCAAGAACGCAUAUUACGGAGCUGUGGCGGUCGAUGAAGAAAUAGGUAGUGCAGUGUUACAGGUGAAAGCGGAUGACUUGGACGGAGGGAAAUUGGGUGAUGUGAGAUAUGAGUUGGCCGACGAUGAUGAUCAGAACUCAACGGAAGGACCUUAUUUCGCUAUCGAUCCAAAGACUGGGAUCGUGAAAACCCUUAGGACGUUGACCGACGUGCCUCCUCGGAACUUACCGUUCCGAUUAGUGGUCACGGCGCGCGACAACCCGGGGGCCACGAAUCCCAUCGAUUACAACACAGCUCAAGCACAUGUCGUUAUAAACGUGAUCAAAGACCAACACCGUUUGGUGAUGGCCAUCGAUGGCGCACGUCCGGACAUUGUUAAAUCGUCCGAAAAUAAGUUAAUAGACGUACUCGAAAAACAAUUGCAAUUGAUCGUGGGUGGUGAAAAAGUAUCGGCCAAACAGUACAGGCGGAGAGACAACCUCACCGUAGAAACUGAUCCCAGCUCGACCGAUUUCUGGUUUUACGUCGUAGACCCUGCCAGCGAGACAAUUUUGGAACGAAACAACACCAAAGUGGCCAGGUCGAUACUGAACAAAGAUUCCGUCGGAAACCUCACAUCGACGAUCGCAGAGAAACUGUCAAUUAUCGCAUCGGAUAUCCAUUUGCCGCUGCAACAGCAGAACGUCGUCACUCGGACCCACACUGCGGGCGUGACCAUCCAAUGGACCGUGUUUCCGUAUACUCUGAUCCUCAUGGCGGCCCUGAUCCUGGUGUUGGGCAUCGCCGGUAUAAUUUACAUCUGCGUGUCGUGGUCGAGGUACAAGGCGUACAAGGAGAGGAUGGCCCGGAUGUACGUGACACAGCGGUAUGACCCGGUGUUCAUCGAACCGAACAUGAAGGAAUACGAGGUACAGGUGCUUCAAAUGAGCGUACCGAUUGACGACAACGAUAGCUACAACGACUUGCAAUUGGACUUUAGCCGCAAAAAUCAUACGUUCAGUAUGGACAACGUCGGGUACAUUACAAAAGAAAACGUCGACAGCAUCGACGGACACAGUCCCGUGAGCUCGGAAGCGGCGACCACGGCCAGGACAUCCAGCAUGGGUCGUGGCAUGGCGAAUGGCGGGACCAGCACGUUCGGCAGGACGAACAUGGCGUUCGACCCGGCGGACGACGCAGAGUCCGCGGCUACUGCGGCCGUCAUCAGUCCCACCAACGACAACGUAAUGUUCCGGGAGAAGAAGGAGUUCGGACGUCCCGCGAUGCACAAUGGCAACGGGCUAACAACGUUCAACCGGAAGGACGUAGAGGUCACCACCGAACUAUGAUCGACUACCCUCUAUCUACUCCACGUCGUUUGCACACUCGCGUAUUUUAUAUAAUACCUAUUACAUUAUAACUUCGGUAGUCGGUACAAUACUGCGAUAUCACAUAAAAAAUGCGAUGUUAUUACCGCGUCUAGUCCCCGCGGUCCCCCCUCUCCUUGACAAACUAUACACAAUUUAAAUAUCCUCAUUUCCCCUUAACUGCGGUCACUGUGAUAACAUCGUUUUUGUACAUAUACCUAUAUUAAAUUUAUGUGUAUAUAAAGGCUAGAUAUAUAAUAUAUACAUCUACCCCAACCCCACCCUAUAACUAUAUGCAACGAACUUUGUUUUUUAUGUAUUCAUGUACAAUUAUCUUUUAUUAUUAUAUAAAACAACUUAUUUUGAGAUGUCGAGACGAAAUCACCCCCAAAGGCCAUCGUCCUCGAUAUGUUAUAUGCAUUUAGAUAUAUCGGUAGUAGGUACAUAAUAAUAAAUUGUACAAAUCGAUUAUUUUAUUAGAGAUUUUAUCCUCGAUCCGAUCAUUUAUGUAUUAUAAAUGGUAUAGUAAAAAUAGUAACAAUAAUAAGUAUGGUCGUUAGAUAAAACUGGAUGCGAAAUACCGAUCAUCGAUUUACUCAUUUAUACAUGUAGUGUAGGAUGAAGAGAAACAAUCAAUUUUUCUAGUAUAUACACAUAUUUAACCGCGUGCCUUACCUAUUGUUAUAUCAUCGUAUCGGGCAUUAAACUAGACGUGUAAUUUUUAUGAACAAAAACAAUCGUUUUCGAUUGCAAUUGCCGAUUGGUAAACAUAAUAAUAAUAUAGUAGGCGCAGUGUAGUACCAGCUGUCAUCCUAUCACCUGUUUUAAAACGUUAAACUUUGUAUUUUACGACCAACAACGUGACGAACAUAUUAUUGUGUAUUCUAAUCUCAUCUAUGUGUGAAGUACGCGAUUCAGGAAUUCUACGAAAUCUUAUUUUUUGAUAUAUAUACGAAUUACUCGCUGUUAUUAAAACUGUACGUUAUAAAUUUAUUUAUUUAGUAUAUCAAUGGCAAACUCGUUUAGUCGAUUUAAAACAUCUCUGAUUUUAAGUACCUACAUAUUAUUAUAAACACAACGCGUCGAAAAUUUUUAACGUUGUUACUACAUUGGGAGGGACUAUUAGAACGUGCAAUUUUUGACUAAUAUUAUUAAUCGUUUUGUUUAAUACGUAGCCACGUAAUAGGCACCUAUGUAUUAUUAUAACAUAUAAUUAUUGAUACCUACUUUUCUCUGCAUAGUUUUCUUCCCGUAAUCAUGUGUUUUGUACUUUUGUAAUUAACUAUAUUUAUUAUGUAUAGAACUAUAAACUUACCUGUAUUAUAAAUUUAUCAAAAACGUACGCUUUUCAUAUAUUAUUAAUACUAUUGAAUAUGCUGUACUGAAAUAUUAUAAAUAACGACUGUUUAGUUAAGCAUUUAUAGAUACUUUUGAUUUAAGUUUCAUUAACUGGGUGCGUUCUGUGUAUACCUAAAUUAAUAAUUAAAAAUACGAUUUAAUACCACUACGAAGACAAUAUCGUAUAAUAGGUACAUAGUUAAAAACUAAGAGUAAGAACCAAUAAAAACCAACUGAUCGUUUACCAUGUUUGAUUCGUUUAUAACGAUGAUUAUUGAUCAACCACGGUAUACUCUGUAACCGCAUACAAAUAAAUAUAAUCUUUUUUAAUUAUAUUCACCCAGCGAUUCAAAUGUGAUAUUGAUAGUUGAUACACAAUUCAUAGGACUAAGUUUCUCAAUUUAUUUUUAAAUAUCAUCUAAACACAGAACUUUGUUUUAGGGUGUGAAUUAUACGUUACCCAAUUUAUUGACAAGUAAAUUUUUAUAUUUUUUUAUACAUGAACGCAGUCACAAUAUUUUCAAUCAAAUUAUUCAUAAGCUUUGUUUUCGAAUAACAAUGUAACGUGUAACGUCAGUAAAAUGUACUUACGUGUGCGAGACUUGUAUUCUUAUUUCUUAUUGAUUUGCUCAUAUAAGAUGUUAUUUCGGUUUGCCUAAUAUUGUUAAAAUAGGUAACAAAUUGCCAUAUUUAAUUGUUAAGGGCAAACGAUGAACGUUUUCCUCAAGCUCAAAUUGUGUGUAAUAAUUUAUUUUAAAAUUAAGAGGUACAGUAAAAUAAAGUCCAUUUUAUAAUGUAUUAUAGUAAUAUAACAAUUUGUAUAAUAUUAUGUUGUUUUGAUAAUUAUACGUUCUUGAUUUAUUAUAUUUUUAUACAAUUAUUUCAAUUUUGUGUACAUUUAGUAAAAAUAUAUGUUUGAUAUUUAUGUGUA